AAUUAUUAAAAGAAUAACAUUUUGAAGAAAGCAGUUACUGUAGCGGCAUCUAGUAAUAUUUAAGGGAAUAUUAUGCCUUAGUUGACUUGCCCUGUGGCAUAGAUGGCACCACUUUCCAUACAUUUUGUUUUCUUGUCCUCAAAGUACUGUACUGUCACCCCCAUGUGACGGACACAGGUCACAGUAAAUCCGAGCUAAAACGAGUGAUAAAAAACUAAGCAUUUAAAAGAAUUUCGAAUUCAAGACGUUAUUGGAAAAGUUUUAUAUUAAUCUAUAAAACGUCUUAUAUACCCAGUGCCAUCAAAUAAACUGUUUCUAUUGACUGUGUUUCCUGUGAACGCGGAACGUUUUAAGAUCGUAUCCCGGUAGAAUAUAGGCACUACCGGUGCCUAUAAACAUAAGACUCACUCUAGUUUUUUAAUCUUUAUGUGUGAUGGGAGAUAGAGAUUGGAGACCGUUUGUUUACGGCGGCCUCGCGUCGAUCGUCGCCGAAUUCGGUACAUUCCCUAUUGACACAACAAAGACACGACUUCAGAUUCAGGGCCAGAAGAUAGACCCUCGUCAUGUGGAGCUCCGGUACACUGGCAUGGUGGACUGCUUCGUCAAGACCUCACAGCAAGAGGGGGUCAAAGCAUUGUACUGCGGCAUCUGGCCAGCGGUGUUACGGCAGGCGACGUACGGCACCAUCAAGUUCGGCACCUACUACUCCAUGAAGGACUGGAUAGCGCAGCACAGGGCUGACGGCGGCUCCAUAGAACACGUGCCCACCAACACGUUCUGUGCGGCCUUCGCUGGUGGCCUCUCCAGUGCCAUUGCUAACCCUACUGAUGUACUCAAAGUUAGAAUGCAGAUGGGCGACGAGAAGCGCAACCUGGUCCGCUGCUUCAUCGACAUGUACCGGCUGGAGGGCGUGCGCGGGCUGUGGCGCGGCGUGGGCGCCACGUCGCAGCGCGCGGCGCUCAUCGCGGGCGUGGAGCUGCCGGUGUACGACGCCAGCAAGCGCGCGCUGCUGCCGGCGCUGGGCGACGCGCCGCCCAACCACCUGGCCGCCUCCGCGCUCGCCAGCCUCGGCAGCGCCGUGGCCAGCACGCCGCUCGACGUCAUACGGACGAGAAUGAUGAACCAAAGAAAAAUGAAGAAUCAAGUCGCAAAUCCAAAUGAAAAAAUAUACACAGGGACGAUAGACUGCCUACUGCGGACGGUUCGCAACGAAGGUUUCCUGGCCCUAUACAAGGGCUUCAUUCCGACGUGGCUGCGCAUGGGACCCUGGAACAUCAUAUUCUUCCUCACGUACGAGCAGAUGAAGCAAAUGUAUUGAGCGAGGGAUAACACCAAGACUGGUUACUGGUGAUCAGAUCACCAAGGAGCAGAUAGAAUCAAGCGCGGCACGUGUGAGUGAGCUUACGUAGAAGCUAAUGUGGGUGCGUGUUGAGUCUGCUACAGCUAAAGCCAUCAUUUAUUAUUUUGCGUCGAGACAUACUUUGUGAAUUUGUGUAGGCACUGUUAUAGUUAUGUGGACACUUCAGUUUUUUUAUCGAGGUAUUUGUUUGACGUUGUUCGAAAAGAUUUUUUGGGUAAUUAUUAAUCAUGAUCAACAUAAAUCAAUACCCUACUAAACUUCGUAAUGCAAAUGUAAAAUGAAAAAGAGGGUAGUCGGAGAAAAUCGUAAAAAGUCCUUAGUACGUAAGUAGUAAUGAUGCAGGCGACACGUGCUGCACAUAAUAUAUUUAAGUGUUAUUUAUAUCGAAUGAAUGAGCUUUUGUAGAUAUUUACAUUAAGUCGCAGGAUCACCUGUUUGUAUGUAGUUCCUUCGUAAUUUUAAAUGUAUCUUGUGAUAACUUUAAUUUGCUCUUUUGUAAAGUGUUUUUUUUUUUGUAAAGGAUGGCGAAACAAUUUAAUUGAAUGUUGCAUUUGCAUUUUUAAACAUUGAUAUUUACUCUACAAUGUUCUAAAAAUCUUAGAAUCUGAUGGAAGCCAAUAGCCGGGUCAUCCAUGUGAUGACUGUUUCGAAGGAAAGAACAAAUAAUGAGAUACAUGUUCACACUUUCACACAAUGUCUAUUUUCGGACCCAACCGGAGACCGCGAUGGGCUGAGUUCAUUGUUUACUAUAUAAUACGUACGUAGAGAAGACUCUCGGGCUUAUACGUGGAACCUUUUGUCCAUCAUUUUCUUUAUAGUUUUUCAGCGUCCUUUUGUAGAACAUUGAUCUGGGUUUUUUCUGGUCUGUGGUUGUAAACUGCAUUUCAUUAUUAUUGUAUUCAACAUGUUAAGGUACACAGGUGAAUAUAUUUGUAUAAGAAAAAACUAAGCCAUUUAAAUUUAAAGCAUUUAUUUUAUAUUAUCCCAAAUUCUUUGCAUCUACUAGGUUAAUUUCGAAGAGGUCUUUAUUUAAAUUGUUUAAGUGGUCAGCAUUUGAAUAUCUAAUAUAUAAAAUUCUCGCGUCGGGUCGACCGAUUCUCAUGCAAUUUUGUGUCCUUAUUGGGUAGUUCAGAGAAUCGGAGAACUAUUUUUUUACCCCUAGAACACACUUACAUGGCAAAA
Molecule: messenger RNA, 2542 nt
Organism: Trichoplusia ni (cabbage looper)
Lineage: Eukaryota; Metazoa; Arthropoda; Insecta; Lepidoptera; Noctuidae
Gene: Bmcp
Product: mitochondrial uncoupling protein Bmcp
Exons: 7
Coding region: 434-1318 (294 amino acids)
Biological process (GO): transmembrane transport
Source: RefSeq, a predicted model, not a curated record